AUGUGCAUCCCAAGACCCGCACUGCCCCCGUGCCCACACCACACCUCUCCUGUAAAGAAAUGCUGCCUACCAGGCCAGAAUCGCUGUGAACCAAGGAGGAGGGAAGUCGCUAAAGGCCAAGCCCCAGGCACUGUGGAGGCUGAGGGAUGCCUAGCGGCGCAAGUUACACAGUUUAUCUUUUACCCACAUGUGUAUUUAUUACAGGCAUCCAACUGCCGCCCAAGUUCAGGCCAAUGGAAGAAAAGAGCAGCGAAAUUGAAUGAAACCCAAAAACAAGAAAUUAAAGAGGGCUUUGAUUUAUUCGAUGUUGAUGGGUCUGGAACCAGAGAUGUGAAAGAAUUGAAGAUUGCAGUGCGGGCCUUAGGAUUUGAACCAAAGAAAGAUGAAAUUAAAAAACUGAUAGCUGAAAUUGACAGAGAAGGAAUCGUCACCAUUAGUUUUGAAGAUUUUUUGGCCAUAAUGAGUGUAAAAAUGAGUGAAAAAGAUGAAGAAAUAUUGAAGGCUUUCAAAUUAUUUGAUGAUGAUAAUACAGGAAGUGUUGGUAAGAAUGUGAAACAAUGAGAAUUCUCAACUACUGCUGCUAGGAGUGUAAAUCACUUCAACUGCUUUGAAAACAGUCGGCAUUAUUCGAUAAAGAGUAGCAUAUGCAUAUGUUAUGAUCAGCAUGUAUUCCUAGGAACAUAUGCAACAGAAAUGUGUACACAUAUGGGCCAUGAGACAUAAAAACUGUUCACGGCAGCAGGAUACAUAAUAGCCCCAAACUGAAGAUACUCUAAAUGUCCAUCAACAGUAGAAUGUAUAAAUAAAUAGUUAUAUAUUUAUAUAGUAGAAUGCAUAUGAUAAUGAAAAACCAGAUUCACUCACAUGCAGCAACAUGGAUGAAUUGCAAGCAUAGCAUCGACUGAAAGAAGCCAGGAACAAAAGUAUACGUUCCGCAUAAAUGCCAUUUCUAUAAAGUUCAAAACCCAGGCAUAUCUAAAAGACAAAAUAAUGAUUACCUUGGGGAAGAGGGAGGAAGUAGUAGUUAGGAGGGGGCUUGCAGGGGAUUUCUGAAGUGUUGGUAACUUUAUAUAUCUUGGCUUGUGUAGUAAUUACAUAA
Messenger RNA from Balaenoptera acutorostrata (minke whale), 1099 nucleotides. RefSeq names its product centrin-4-like. Gene Ontology annotation, cellular component: cytoplasm. Gene Ontology annotation, molecular function: calcium ion binding. NCBI's taxonomy places the organism in Eukaryota, Metazoa, Chordata, Mammalia, Artiodactyla, Balaenopteridae. The record is from RefSeq and is a predicted model, not a curated record.